GCGCUCAAUAUUUAUAACAAGGCAGACAGAGGGAAGAGUUCUAGCAGUUCAACUUCGCCACCACCAAAAACAUACUUUUUUUAUUUUUUUCCUAUCUCUAUACAUUCGGACCUCACGUUUCUUUGCUGGGGAAAAACAGCUGUGACUCCAGCCUUCACGCGAGCAGGAUCUCGGUUGUAGAAACUACUGCGUGAAGAUGUCUGCAGCGCUUCUAUCUGCCUUCUACGAUAUCAACGAUUUCUUGUGCAACAAGAACGAAAAAUCCCUGAAUAACUACAACAACUUCAAUAGCAUGCUGGAUAAAAAGGCAGUGGGGACCCCUGUAACAAGUUUUGCACCGGGAUUUCUAAGACGGCACUCGACCAGCAACUUGCAAGCGCUGGCCAAUAGCUCGUCCAGCAAGUAUCCCAGUUCAUCUUUCCCCAACAUCAAGGAAUCGAACAACACGGCCAUGCUGAACAAAGAGAACAAGUUCCGUGAUCGCUCGUUCAGCGAGAGCGCGGAGCGGCUUCACCAGCAGCAACAUCCGCCACUUAGCCCGCUCCACCUUGUCCAGCAGCAGCAGCAACAACAACAGCAGAAGCAGCCAGGCGGAGGCGGGGGGCAGGUCAACUCGACCCGCUACAAGACGGAGUUGUGCCGGCCUUUCGAGGAGAGCGGCACCUGCAAGUACGGCGACAAGUGCCAGUUCGCGCACGGCAUGCACGAAUUGCGAAGCCUGACCCGCCACCCCAAGUACAAGACGGAGUUGUGCCGCACAUUCCACACCAUCGGCUUCUGCCCCUACGGCCCCCGGUGCCACUUCAUCCACAACGCUGAGGAGAGGAGGCAGGCGCCGACCAACAACAACGCCGUCAACUCUUUCCACCAGCAGCAGCAGCAGCAGCACCAUCCGCGACCCAAGCUUCACCACAGCCUCAGCUUCUCGGGCUUCCCCAGCGCCUCCAGCGGACUCGAGUCGCCGCUGCUGGAGAGCCCGACCUCCCGCACGCCCCCUCCGCCCUGCUCCUCCUCCUCCUCCGCCGCCUCCUCGUUCGUCUUCUGCGACGAGCUGCUGUCGCCCACACUGCCAGCCUGCGCCAACAAUGCCUUCACUUUCUCCAGCCAGGAGCUGAGUAGCCUGCUCACCCCGCUGGCCAUCCAGACCCAGCAGCUGGCCGGUGGUGGUGGAGGCUCCGGGGGAUACAGCCAACAACAGUCCGCCGGCGGGUGCCCGCCCUCUCCCCCUUACCUCCUGAGCCAUGUGCAGUCGUGCCUGCGGCGACUGGCCGAUUCCCCGGUGUUCGAUGCCCCGCCGAGCCCACCGGACUCCCUCUCCGACCGGGAGAGCUACCUGAGCGGCUCGCUGAGCUCCGGUAGCCUGAGCGGCUCCGAGUCCCCUAGCAUGGACCCGGGCAGGCGCCUGCCCAUUUUCAGCAGGCUUUCCAUCUCCGAAGAUUAAAGCAACAAAACAAAAAUAAAACGAGAACUGCUCUAUUUAACAGAACUUAUUUACGAAUUGCAAACAAAAAAAUCCUGCCAAGAAAAUGCCUUCAUUAAGGAAACAAAUAUUACAGGACUUGCUAUUUUUGCCUUGUUUUAAAGAAAAAAAGAACUUCAUUCCAAACUUUGUUGCAAGUUAAUCUAUUUUCCAUUGCCACCUAGUGGCCCGUUUGGCUUUAGGGAGAAGAGAACCGUGUUGCAGAUUUUUUUGUGAGGCACUCGGUUCGUUGAGUUAGUUGUAAUUGUUGAAAUAACUGCUGAUUGUUAAAUUUUUUUUAGCUGUUGAGUUGAUGUGAGCACAUCGCAGUACAACUCGCUAUAAAACUAUUUAACUUAUUUAUUAUCUCGAGAAAGUAUACAUUGGUAAUUUGUUCAUACUGUAUUUAUCGCGUAUGAUGAAAACAAUAGAUAUAUAUUCUUUUAUUAUGUUUAAAUUAUGAUUGCCAUUAUUAAUCUGCAGAAUGUGGAGUGUGUUCUUUUCACAGUAAUAUAUGCCGUUUUUGUUUUUUGUAACUUCACUUGGUUAUUUUAUUGUAAAUGAUAAAAUCUUAAUUUAAGAGAUUGUAUGUAAUAUUUAUUUCAUUAAUUUUUUUCCUUGUUUACGAAAUGAACGAUUGCAUGGUUUCUAUGUGCUAGAAAUCAGUUCUUGAUGCUGUGGAACUAGUUAGGAUUGACGAAGGUAGGCUUUUUUUAAGAAUGUAAAGUAACUGGGGAUGUUAGACCGUCCAAAGUCAGUGGUUGAAACUUUAAGUAUCAGACUUUAAAUGUGGCAUUCUUAAGUCAAAGUGGCAUCAUAAAGUUUUUGUUGUAUAAAUGACACUGUGAUUUUUUUUUCUUUUUGUUUCCCUUUUUAUUAAAAAAAAUAAAGAGCCAAAAUAUGUAGCACCCUGGACCCAGUAUUAUAUUGACAGUGCCUUCAGGGUCCAGUUACAGAGACAGUUAUUUUUUUUUCUUAACCAAAAUAACAAGUUUCAGAACAAAUGUGCAUUCCCUUUUUUUAAAAAAAAGUAUUUUUUUACAAUUGGGGGAUGUCAGUUCUCUGAAUGUAAUAGUUUUUUGAAAAUGAACUUUGUUUAAAAGCAAGCUUUCUUCCCAGAAGAAAGGGGAGAUAAGAGAGACAUUGCCACCACUUUGAUUAGUGAGGGGCCACCUCCUAGGUCUGAACAGUUUUUGAAGUAAAUCUGAAAUGUCUGGAGAGUGGAACUCUGCUUUUGUUUUUUUUCUGGGAUUUGCUAUUAAAACAAAAAAGGAAAAAAAAACUUCACAUUUUCCAAGACAGUGGGUGAAUGAUAGUAGGUUUAGUUUGUACAUAGUAGGUACAGAUUAUGAGCACUAUGUACUCUCUUUUGACUACUUUAACAGAAGUAUCCUUUGAAUGUAACAAAAGGAAAAAAAAACUUGUUUAAAAUACUUGGGGUGUCAGUUCACUACAGAUUAUAGUGUGAGACUGUAAAAAUUUGUACUGUAAAUUUUUUGUAGUUCUCCCAAUAAAAUCAUUUUUGAAGAAAGA
Messenger RNA from Pristis pectinata (smalltooth sawfish), 2992 nucleotides. RefSeq names its product zinc finger protein 36, C3H type-like 2 (gene zfp36l2). Lineage: Eukaryota; Metazoa; Chordata; Chondrichthyes; Rhinopristiformes; Pristidae. The transcript is spliced from 2 exons. Gene Ontology annotation, molecular function: metal ion binding; mRNA binding. Bases 197 to 1441 code for a protein of 414 amino acids. The record is from RefSeq and is a predicted model, not a curated record.